AUAUCAAAGAAAACUGAUGAUGAUAGAUGACAGUUCAAAGUCCAGUGGCAAAUUUGAUACAUUUUCAGAAUGAAAAUAUGGUUAUGCAUGAAUGUGGAUACAUAGGUGCUGAUCAGAAAAAAAGAUGAACUCAGGCUGAAUAAUGGAUUAUUGAUUCGGUACAAGCUCAACGGUAUAUUGGACAAACUAUAACAAACUGACGAAGCAGAUAGCCUUUAUUUCGUGCCAUUGGCCUAUGAAAGAGAGGAGUUCUAAAGCACAAGGAUAGUUUUGAUUAUUUGGCAUGGGCUGGUCAAUAAAGUAUUGAUCUAUCGUCUAACAUUACAGGUUUAGACUUGCCGGCAAUACUUCUAAUGGUUUUUGGAAUAUCUAUUUGAACUUAUCUAUUUCAGAAGGAAUAUGAUAGCUAUAUGUGCUCUUUUAGGAAAUUGGACAGUUACUGGAUCAUAUAUGCGGGGGAGAGUGUAGUCUGACGAUUUAAUUGUUUGUCAUUGUAAUUUGAUAUUAUAUGUGGAAAGUUUGAAGAAGCAAUUUAUAGAAGGUUCCUGGGAUUACAAAGACCAAGCUUGUGUUUAUCAGAAUUGAAGGAUCUAGUAGUUUUACUUACUGAAUCCAGAUAUUCCAAUAAAGGAAAUAACAUCUGAUACAUCCUGUUUUAGAAUCAGUGUGAAAGCCGAUAUAACCUCAAAUUGUCAAAGGAGACACUUCAGUGCUUAUUAAUUCAAAAGGAGUGUUAGCGCCAUCAUUUUAGACGAACGCUGUGUAUUCAACUAAGAAAGCCGAAGGAAUGCAAAGGAUUUGAAAAUGGAUUUUGUUCGGAGAAGAUUAUCCAAAGGAGGGAGCGAUGAUGAAUCAUCAUUAUCAUCUAGUUUGUCCGAGGGCACAAGUAGAUUUUUCAGUUCAAUGGUUGCAAAGAAAAAUGGAUUGAUGAACAAUUUGUCGAAUAAGUUCGACACUGUGAUGAAAACUAGUAGUAGUAGUGAUAGUUUUAGCAGUGAGGAAGGGAUUCCUAAACUGACCAAUAGAUUUUCUAGUGCUGAUGCUUAUAAUUAUGGUACAAAUGUAUUAUAUGACUCAGAUCAGGAGCACGAACAGCCAAAAACAAAGCAUAGUCCCUCUGGACAUUCUGAGAGUGGUAAAAAAGAAAUUAUUCAACCUCGACCUUUAAAUAUGAGUUUUGAGGAACCUUUGUAUUCUCCAACGUUAAAGAAUGAUCCUCAAUUUAAAUACAAUAAAACAAAUUCAGUUGAUGUGAAAACUUCAUCAAACCAUGUGGUACAGCCUAAUACCACAAACCAUGAAAUCAAAGCUGAUGUCCAUGUUCCACAGUCACAGUGCAUUGGAAUUAAAAAAGUUAAUAAUGCAGACGUUGAUCCAGUACGAAAACAAAAUGGUACAGUGAAUGGUACAUUGGACAGUGAAAAAACAAACGAACAAAAUGAAAGCAAAAAUUUUAAACCCCCUAAGUUAAAACGAAGGUCAAGUACUGUGGAUGAAAUGUUGUUUGAUGAUUAUAAUCCCCCUGUAGAAGAAGAGGGAGAAAAAUCAGAAAUGGUUGAUGAAUCUCGAGAUACUGUUGGAGAAGACUUGAUACCGCAUACAAGGAAGACAAUAGCUGUUAUGGCUGACCUUAUAUCAUUUGACGAUGAUACAGAACCCGAUGAAAAUGAAAAUCUCUCGCCCAAAAAGAGGUCACCCUUACAGAGUGUGAGUAGCACUAACAGUUCAGACAUUAAUUACUUUCCUGGAAGUGUAGAUUCAUCGGAACCGGAAUAUGGUGAUUAUCAAAAUGAAAUGCAACGAUCUGAAUCAAUGGGAUCAGAAAUCUCUUGGACAUCAUCAUACAGUGUUGACAGCCAGCCUGAUGAGAUUACCCUGGAGUGUAUGGAGUUUAUGAAGCACUUUGUGGAAAUGAUCUUUGACUCAUGUAAAGAAAUAACACAGACAGAAAAGGCAAAGUUUGGAGAAUUAUGUCAGUAUUCUCCAGGAAGACUGUGGUUUGCAAGAUAUGUCAAUUCACAGAGAGUACACAGUAAAAUGGUUACCGAACAGAUAUUUUUCCGCCUUGUACAAUAUUUUGCAGUGGUGCUAUUUGAAUGUAACGAGGCUGAAGACUUUUCUCCUGCUAAAUCAUUAAUGAAUAUGUGUUUUACAUUUUAUUGUCAAAUACCUUGUGGUAAGAUUAUUGAGAAGAAUUUCCUGUAUAGUUUCCUGUGUGAUCAGCCUAUCUGGCAGUCUUUACGGUUCUGGAAUGCUGCUUACUUUGAUGCUGUUCAGUGUGAGAGAGCCAGGCGACCAAUGACAACAAGGAAUGAUGCAAGAGAUGACCAAAAGGAUGACAGACUAUUUCAAGAAAAUAUAACAUUUGGACAGUUAGGGACCUUUUCAUCAAACAUGAGAUCCUUUGGUCUAGGAAAAGAUUUAUGUUUAGAAUUCCUGAGAAAACAGUCUACUAUAGGAAAUUUAAAACCAGAGCAAAUAAGGAUGUUGAAAGACAAUAUAGAGAAAUCAUGACAAAAGAUUUGAAAUAUAUGAGGAAAAUACAAAAUGAUUUGGUGAUACAAGUGAAUCUAUUUGGUGAUACAAAUUGCUCUAACAUUCCUUGAGUUUGAUUGGUCAGCCAAAUGUUUGCCAAGUGAACUUCCACUAUAUAUAUCUAUGUUGUCAUAGCAACAUGGAGCUUUCAAAUGCUCUAUGUAAAGGAGGUUUUAGGUCUUUAGUCAGUCUCAUAUUCAGAAAAAAUGGCAUUUAUACUGUUAUUAUUUCAAACAUGUAUAUUUCAUUAUGGUACAUUAUUUUGAUUGGUUAACAGCAAUCUUGCAUCAUUUUGAAAUUUACCUUUCACAAUAAAAUGGACAGGUAAAAAAGGAAAAAUGAUAGAAAUUGUGUUUUUAUAAUCCAAGAAAAAAUUAAUUUUUAAGUAUUGAACAUUUCUUUUAGUAAUUUUACAGGGUUGCAAAAGCCUUGACCUUGUGCGCAUUUUUUUAAAAGGAAGUGCUUCAUUCAAAAAACACUUUUGUUUUACAACCCCAUGUAUUUACCAAAAGAGACAUUCAAUACCUUGAUAAUCACACAUAACAAUGUAACCUGAAACCUUUAACAACAUAUUUUGUAUUGCACUUUAAGGUUGUUUUUUGUUCAAUACUUGGUAGACUAAUUAUUACUAAUGUUAGAACUGGGGACAUUUAUCUGUUUCUCAGUCUGAGUCACAUUGGAUUUCACUUAAUCAAACCGGACACAAAAUUGAAUACAAUACAAUAAGACCUUCAAAAUUGUCUAAUAAUUAUUAGUGAAUAUAAAUUUACUUAUGUCAACUGAAUAUAUAUAAAUGAUUAGACCCAGACCUAGCAUUAAUGAAUAGCAAUCAGUCCACUAGAUCUUUAGGACAAUUGGAAAUUCAGUUUAACCUGCAGAUACAUAUUUAUAUAUAUACACCUUAGUAUGUAGGCAUAAAUCUUAAAUAUUUUGACAACUGGCUGUGACCAGAUGAACUCUUUGAACACAUUUACAGUUUUAACAUGUGGAAAAUAUAUGCAUUCUGGGACUAAUAUAUAGGUCCCUGGUAUUACUGAUAAAAUUGUGAAUAGAAAUAGGGAAUGUGUUAAAGAAACAACAACAGGGAUAAAGAAUAGAAAACAUCCCAAGUCCACCAAUCGAUCUUCAACACACAAAGAAAAUAUCCCUGAAUCCUUGAAAUGACAAUAUCAUUGUGCCCUAAAAUCCAGGCCAUGAUGUCAUUAACUUUUGUCUGUUUAACUGAUUCUACUGAUGAUAUCAUUAACUAUUGUCUGUUGAACUGAAAUCCAGGCAAUGAUAUCAUUAACUUUUGUAUGUUGAACUGAAAUACAGGUGAUGAUAUCAUUAACUAUUGUAUGUUGAACUGAAAUUCUGAUGAUGAUAUCAUUAACUAUUGCCUGUUGACCUGAAAUCCAAGUGAUAAUAUCAUUAACUAUUGUAUGUUGAACUGAAAUUCUGAUGAUGAUAUCAUUAACUAUUGCCUGUUGACCUGAAAUCCAAGUGAUGAUAUCAUUACUUAUUGUAUGUUGAACUAAAAUUCUGAUGAUGAUAUCAUUAACUAUUGUCUGUUGAACUGAAAUCCUGGUGAUGAUAUCAUAAACUAUUGUCUGUUGAACUGAAAUCCUGGUGAUGAUAUCAUUAACUAUUGUCUGUUGAACUGAAAUCCUGAUGAUAUCAUUAACUAUUGUCUGUUGAACUGAAAUCCUGGUGAUGAUAUCAUUAACUAUUGUCUGUUGAACUGAAAUCCUGGUGAUGAUAUUAUUAACUAUUGUCUGUUGAACUGAAAUCCUGGUGAUGAUAUCAUUAACUAUUGUCUGUUGAACUGAAAUCCUGAUGAUAUCAUUAACUAUUGUCUGUUGAACUGAAAUCCUGAUGAUAUCAUUAACUAUUGUCUGUUGAACUGAAAUCCAUGUGAUGAUAUCAUUAACUAUUGUCUGUUUAACUGAAAUCCUAUCUAUUGUUGAUAUGAAAAUGAUAACAUGUUUAUAUAGUUAUAUAGUUGUAAUAGUGCAAUAAUAAUUUUUGUAUGUGCAAUAUAAAUUUGCUGAAAUUCACUUCAAAGUUCAUAGUUUUCAUUACUUAUUCUUUCAUUGAAGAACAUGAUACAGUCAAUAGUAAGAAGUGUUUGUUGGCACACUCAAUUAAUUCACUUUUAUUUGCAUUUUUAUGUAACCAUAACUCUUAAACUUUCUGGAGGGCCGAGAUGAAUAUUUUUCUCUUUAUAUUCAUAACAUUUUUUUAGCAGUUCCUUGUCAUAGGAAGGUAUAUAAAGUGUCUUGAUUAAGUGUGCCAACAUGUAUGGCCAUAGACUGUAUAAAUGUAUGAACUUUUAUUGAUGUACAUUUUGUUUUUAUACAUAUCUUGUAAAAUUCAACAUAUAAUAGUUUUGUUUUUUCAUGCAAAUGUUUAUGAAAUUAAAGAUGGUGUAUAACUUAUGCCAUAUAAAGUUACAUACAUUGAUUUGGAUCAAGCAUCACUGAUGUGUCAUUUGUUAAUGAAAUACUGUAUGAAAAAUUUAAAUCCUGGUUACUAUGAAGAUUUAUAUACUGACUGCUACGGUUUGUUUUCUUAUCAUUAUAUUUUUUUCCCCAAAAAAGUAUCUUUCUUCAUUUGAAUCGUCUUGCAGUGGGUACAGGGAGAUAACUCUAAUUGUUAGAACAAAUCCAGAUGAAGUCUAAAUAUUAAUGUAACAGCAACUUCUAUUUUAAAAACUGCUUUUUCAAGAUCAAAAAUAUUUUCUUAAAUUUUUUUGUGUAAGUUGCAUUGAAUAAGCAUUUUAAAAAUUAUAAAGAUUAGUUUGUCUGUCAUAGAAGGAAAUCAUGGAAAUAUAGGAAUAAAACCUUAUCCCAUAAUUUUUUAGUGUCAGAACAGAUUAUGCUUUGAUAAAGUCCUGAAACUUGAAAUUUUGGUUUAUUAUAUUGCACUUUCUAGUGUUUGAAUGUACAUACAAUGGAACUAUCUCUUAAUAAAACUUGUCACUAGAUAUAUUGAUUUAUUUUGAGUUGCAGUUUAGUAGUAUAUUAACAAUGUUGAGUCCCUGUGUAAUCUAUUAUGUUAUUUUUCAUAAUAUUUAAUCAUUAAUGAUAAAAUCAUUUAUAUUAGGAUGAAUUUGUAUGAACUUUUUGUUUUCUGUGAUAUUGCAAAACAGUUUUGGUAUUGUGUGUAAUUUAUAAGUUUGUUGAGUUUCAACAGGGAUACUUAUGCUACUCAUGAGGCCAACUAAGGUUAAGGUUAUUGUAAACAUAUCUUCCCCAUCUCAAUAGGGGAUAUGGCACUAUAUUCUGACUACUACUGGACCAGUCUUUCAUCUUGAAUAUUCAUAUAUGCAGAACGUUUUUAGGUGUAUACAAAACUAUGUUCAAUUUAUUCUUUUAUAACAAAACAAAAAAACAAGACAUGAACAUCAAUUAUGUGACAAUUUAACCAUGCAGUUUAUUUUUGGGCAGUUCUGAAUGACAAAAAAUAUUCUUGUCUGCUUGUGAAAGGCGUUGUAUAGAAUGUUGGUAAACUACAUGAUUAUACAAUGAUCAGUCUUUCUCCUAAUAUUUCUGUCUUUAGUUGCAUUUUGAAAAUUGAAACAAAUAUGUUCAGGCUAAUUUGACUACGAAACAGGUUAUUCAGUGAAUAUUUUCUAAAUAAAACAAACAUAUUUGCCAUAGUCUAUAUAUAUAUCUGUUUUUCAUAGUUAGAAAUAUUCUUUAAUGAAUGUAAAAUACAUGUACAAGUAUUGCACAAGUAGGUAUCUACAUUUGUUUAUUUGUUAAUAAGAAUUUGUUAGUAAGAAGAUGAUUUUGAGUGUUUGAAAUAUGUAUUUUAUACCACACAAAUGUAUGUGUGCAUUAUUUUCUGUUAAAACUUGCUGUACUAGUCAUGAAAUCAUUUUCCAAUAGGAAAUAAAACAUGUAUUGAUAUUGUUAACAAUAAAACAAAUUUUGAAAAUA
Mytilus trossulus (common blue mussel) is the source of this 6458-nucleotide messenger RNA. RefSeq lists its product as uncharacterized. The transcript is spliced from 13 exons. The coding region runs from base 805 to 2514 and encodes 569 amino acids. NCBI's taxonomy places the organism in Eukaryota, Metazoa, Mollusca, Bivalvia, Mytilida, Mytilidae. The record is from RefSeq and is a predicted model, not a curated record.